AGACAAAGGUUUCAGAAAAUGGCUUCACCGCCUGUGCUCUAUUCAGAAUGGAUCCGUCAGUAGGGUAAAUGCAUAUUUGCGGGUAGAUGUUUUAUUUUCCCUGGUAACGUGACCGGGACCGGCCCAGUGAUGAUGUUCCAGUAUUAUUGGUGUCGCCGCCGAUCGAUCCCCUGGUCCUGCAGGUUGUGUUGUGAUGGUGAUGUAUGUGAUGUUACAACAUUUUCCUGGAAGCCACACCUAGGAAUGAUGACGAAAUCUUAGAAUGCUUAACCGGACUCCUGCAUCACCGGAAACUGUGUAGUAAUGUGGCUGGUAGCAGCAAUUCCGCCGGAUGUAGAAUGUUUCCCCGGCUGCCCACAGUGUACAGAUUUCUUUGUGUGUGCCUCGUUCUGAGUGUGAUAUUGUACACGUUUCUGAUACAAAGGACCAGUAAAACGGUUGUCUCCUCGGCUAAACUUCCCUGGCAAGAAUACGUCAUCAACAAUCCCAAAUUCGAUAAUGUAGAACUCAUCCCGCGCAAACCGGAAACUACAACUUUCAACCGUCCGAACCCGCAGAAAAAGCAGACGACAGAUUGGAUUGUCGUGAACACUACACCCGCUGACCAGGUUGUUAACCCACACAAUUUUGGAUAUUUGUUAAAUCCGGACGAAAUAUGUGAAGGGAAUGUGUAUCUCAUCAUAUACGUGCACACAGCACCGCCGAAUUUCCACAAACGUCAAAUGCUUCGACAAACUUGGGGACAAAAAUCUAUCUUGCAUCAAUACAGAUCCAAAAUGGUGUUCGUUAUGGGAGCCGUAGCGGAUCGUCGCGUGAUGGAGAAAGUUAAAAUGGAGCAUGCGCACUACGGGGAUGUCGUGCAGAAGGAUUUCGUGGACUCUUACCGGAAUCUAACAUAUAAGGGCAUCGCGGCACUAAACUGGGUUUCUACCUAUUGUUCUAACGCCACGUAUGCCCUUAAAACAGAUGACGACAUUAUGGUAAAUAUAUUCCAACUAGUGUUCAAACUGACCUCCGAGAUCGAGAGUCGCUUUGGAACGAAAGAUUUGAUACUCUGUAACCAAUGGUUACGGAUGAAGGUUCUUCGCGACAAGAAAAGCAAAUGGUACAUUCCAAAGGAGGAUUUUGAACCAAAUUACUUCCCACCAUAUUGCUCAGGAUCAGCAUUUAUUCUCAGCAUUGACGUCAUAAAAAAGAUGUCGGCCGUUGCGAAAUACGUGCCAUUUUUCUGGGUUGACGAUUAUUACGUCACGGGUAUGCUCGCGAAACGAGUGGGCGUUACCCAAAAACGACUAAACGAAGCUUACAUUCUUAACGGCAAAGUUGUUGUGGACCGAUUUAAAAACGACACAAAUAAGAAAUUAUUAUUUUUCCACGUGGGGAAACUAAACACUAUUUAUUCCAUGUGGGACACAUUGAGAGAAAGAAUGAAAAUUCAAAGGGACAGCUUCACGUGGAAGCCUGGUAGCUGAGAUCUCGUUGUCGUAGUGUAUUAUUAGAUUUUUUCAUUGUGUCAUGAAUUUUGCUAAUCAAAUUUAAUUUUUAAAUAGUAAA
Messenger RNA from Pecten maximus, 1554 nucleotides. RefSeq names its product beta-1,3-galactosyltransferase 1-like. The transcript is spliced from 2 exons. Gene Ontology annotation, molecular function: hexosyltransferase activity. The coding region runs from base 339 to 1472 and encodes 377 amino acids. Lineage: Eukaryota; Metazoa; Mollusca; Bivalvia; Pectinida; Pectinidae. The record is from RefSeq and is a predicted model, not a curated record. Gene Ontology annotation, cellular component: membrane.